GCUGAGAAAUUGAAGUGAGCGCAGUUUUUGGAGCCUUUCUUCACUAUUACCAAUGCUUUCGGAAUUGGAAACCGAGAAGUAGUAGUCCCAAAGUUGAUUCAUAUUUCCACUAACUAAUAAAAUCUGCCAACUAGACGAGUUUACCAGUAAAUUUAAUAAAAAUCGGCACCUUGUUUCGACAUCACUUUUGACAUCACAUUUCUCAUGAAAUUGAAAAAUUUUCACUUAUCUCGCUGUAAUCCGGAGCCAGAAAUCGGAUCAGGGACUUUUUAAAGAAUUUUAUAAAUUAUAAAUUUUAAAUCGGUUGAGAAAUUUCCUAGAAAAUUGAGUGCGCAUUUUCUCAUAGAUCUGUGGGACCAAAGGCCUUUCGUUUGAAUUUAAGUUUGUAAAAAGCGGUCACGUCAUCUUUGAGAAGAAAGAGUGACAAUUUAGUUCAUUUUUUGUGCAUAUCACCCUGUAGUUCCGGACCCGGAAGACGGAUAGGGAUAAAAUUCAAUAGCGAUUAAUGGGAUCUUAAGACCUUUCCUUUAAAUCUGAAUUUGUGAAAAUCGGUUCAGUCUUCUCAGAGAAAAUCAAUUGACAUUAUUUGUCACAUAUACACUCACACCAAAUCACACAUUUAACUUUAUAUACAUAUUUAAAAUAAAAUCUAGUGUUAUGCCUGGUUCGCCGCCUGAGUAAACGCGAUUUGCAAAACGAUUUUCUGAUGCGACGCACCGUAACCGCAUAGCAUUUAUCCAGCCAUGACUGCUUUAAUCAAAUGAGACAAAUUCGUUCACUUGUAUUGCCGCUUCGAAAUUCGCGAUCAUUCUGGCAACCUAAGAACGCAAGAUUUUUUUCCCUAACCUAAUAUUACUCUCUGAACCAAAUCAUGAUUAUUAUGCUUCACCACUAAAACGCAUUCAGCGUAGGGAAUAAUAACAACCUGCAGUUAAAAAAAUCGUACCAACCUUUAAAUUUGUAAUAUACAAAUCGUCAGAUACGGAAUGCUAAUGAGCUGUCGACAGUAAAUGUGUCAAUUUAUCUUUCGAUAUUAAUCAUUCCAGACAAAGCUAUAAAUAUCAACAAAUAGUGCAACUAACUGAUCUUGUUUCAGGCACUCUGUCAAAGUGGAAACCCCUCGUUUUAGCGCAGAGUGUGAAGAGAUAUGCAAAGUGUUGAAGUCUCGGAGGUUAUGAUGGAUGCCGCAUUCAAAACUGCAAUGCCCGGAAGCAAAGAAACAUGUCCUCAUAUAUAAUGUUCAGUGUAGAGAAACUAACUUUGAAUUAUAGCCAACGAGUAAGUGCAAUUCUAAAGUAUAUUGAAGGAUCAUGAACUAUGGCCAUAUGCAAAUAUGAAUUAUAUAUUCAAUAGAGAGUGUUUCAAUGUUUAGCCAUGAGUUCUGUAAUGCUCAGUGUUUCAAUUAGAAGUGUUGAAUUCGUGACUCGUUAUUAUAAUAGCACACGUAUAAACAAAAAGUGAGUGGCCAAUGAGAUAGGUGUGAAAGAACUAAUAACGCAAUAUUAAUCACAUCUCCUAGAAAAUAGGAUAAUGAUCAAGUCAGCGGUAAUUUCAACUCGUUGACAAUUUAUCAUAUUAAUCUUGUAAUAAAGUGUUGGACAGGUCAUGUUAAUGGAUAGCAUAUAAAGCGUCGGUGUCGUUUUUAUGAGUUUAUAAUUGUUUACUAAUUGAGUGUGAAAAGGGAAGCACUGACGAGAAUUUGUCCGCGAAGAGAUUACAUAAAUUUGCAUAAGCUGACAGCCGCUAUCUUCUCAUUGCGUGUGAAACCAGAUACUGAUCGGGAAAAAGUGAAGUGGAUAUUAAAAUCAAUACCAUUCAUUUGUUCGUUUCGUCGGAUGGCGGAGCGAACCUUAGCUCCGAUAUACUGCUCCUUUAGAAAUAUCAACGUAAACAUAAACCGAUGAUGAUUAAUGAAUGCCAUAAUAAACAUUUACUAGUAAUCAACGUCGUACGGUGUUCUGGAUCUUACUUUAACGAGACAAUGAUUGUUCACGUUAUAAUGUAAAAUGAGAAACCUUCCACUGAUCAUGUGCAUCAUAUUCAUGUUUCUCAGGGAAAGGAUUGUGGUAAGCUUCACUUCUUCGGUUCUAUGCUCCAGAGUUCCCGGUCUCUCGCCAUACCAGAAGCAAUUGUGUAUAGAAGCACCAGACGCCGUCGUAUCUUUGAGCGCCGGACAAUUACUCGGGGCUCAUGAAUGUCAGCGCCAAUUCAAAGGUCAUCGGUGGAACUGUACGCAAGUUUGGAAGAAAGACAUGUUUGGUCACAUCGUGAUUAUUGGUUCCCGAGAAGCGUCUUUUAUUUAUGGAAUUACUAGCGCCGGAGCCGUGCAUGCGAUAACGGCAGCGUGUGCCAAAGGAAACAUUACGAUGUGCGGUUGCGACUCGAAGCAAAAGAUGCAGUUUGCCUCCGAAAGUGAUAGCUGGAAAUGGGGCGGAUGCUCUGCCGAUAUCGGGUUUGGAAUGCGCUUCACCAUGAAGUUUCUGGACGCACGGGAAAUCGAAAAUGACGAUCGAAGCUUGAUGAAUCUGCACAACAAUCGAGUGGGAAGAAAGAUUGUCAAAUUGUUGCUGCGGACGGAAUGCAAGUGCCACGGUGUGAGCGGCUCAUGCGCAAUGAAAACCUGCUGGAAAAGUCUACCUUCGUUUCAAACGAUAGGGGACGUCAUGAUAAAGAAGUAUCGCAAAGCGAAAAUGGUUCAGGCGAUUCCUAUGGUAGGAAAUGAUGCAGACCAGUUACAGCUGGUUCUGAAAAGAAGAGGUAAACUGCAACACACAAGUGUCAACAGUCAAAAACCAAAGAGAAUGGAAUUGGUUUACUUGCAACCGUCACCAAACUAUUGUGAACGAGACAUUGUUUCCGGUAUCCUGGGAACCAGCGGGCGCCAAUGCAACCGUACAUCAUCCUCACUAGACAAAUGUGACCUGCUCUGCUGUGGACGAGGCUAUAAUACGCACCAGAUUAUUCGAAGUUGGCAGUGUAACUGUAAAUUCAAAUGGUGUUGCACGGUUAAUUGUGACAUUUGCACCGAACAUAUCGAGGAGUACACUUGUAAAUAGUGCGAGAAAUUCAUUCAAAUCUCAAUUUUUGAGGAAACGAUUGUAAAUAUCCAUCGUCACCUGUAGUUUCAACUUGAACGAAAAUCAGUAUUAUUUAAAAAAUUUUGUUAUUUUUUCUAACACAUAUAUCUUACAAAACUACAAAAAUGUUUUCUCUAUCGAUGACAAAAACCCGCUAC
Malaya genurostris is the source of this 3235-nucleotide messenger RNA. RefSeq names its product protein Wnt-2 (gene Wnt2). The transcript has 7 exons. Gene Ontology annotation, biological process: positive regulation of JNK cascade; multicellular organism development; canonical Wnt signaling pathway. NCBI's taxonomy places the organism in Eukaryota, Metazoa, Arthropoda, Insecta, Diptera, Culicidae. Gene Ontology annotation, cellular component: extracellular region. The record is from RefSeq and is a predicted model, not a curated record. Gene Ontology annotation, molecular function: cytokine activity; frizzled binding. The coding region runs from base 2007 to 3056 and encodes 349 amino acids.